AUGCCUGCUAACAGCGUGAGCGCGGUCUGUGGGGAGAACGCGGUGCGGGUGGAGGUCCAGAGGGACCUGCUGGGGGUCGGGAAACCCGUCCUGGAGACGGACGUCUCCCUGGGGGGCUGCCCCCCCACCGGGGAGGACCCGGAGCAGGAGGUGCUCAUAUUCGAGUCCGAACUGCACCAGUGUGGCAGCCAACUGCUGAUGACCGAGGACUCGUUCAUCUACGUCUUCACCCUGCUCUACACGCCCAGUCCUCUGGGGGACGGAUCCAUCGUUCGAGGUCGAGACGUCUCCGUUAGCAUCCAGUGUCAUUACCAGAGGUUUGAGGCCUCGGUCAGACAGUUUCACCACGUUCCUCUGCGGGUGACCGUGGAUAGUUGCGUGGCCACCGUGGUUCCAAAUGUGGACACC
Molecule: messenger RNA, 408 nt
Organism: Menidia menidia (Atlantic silverside)
Lineage: Eukaryota; Metazoa; Chordata; Actinopteri; Atheriniformes; Atherinopsidae
Source: the annotation of a GenBank genome assembly